GCCUAGAAUGAGCCUUCCCCUCGAUGGGCGAGGUCCAGGAAACCGAAACCCGAGAAAAGGGCGUGGUCCGCCGGCUAAAUUCCCCUCGAUACGCCGGUCGUCCGCGUCCGGCGUGCCGGGACGCUCGGGGCGCUCGCGGGGCGCAGGCUGCCGCUUCCGCACGAGUGCGGGCCCUCCCUGUUGGGGCGUCUGCUCCGCCACCUGCCCCCUGGCACACGGCGGCGAAGGGGUCCCGCGCCUCGAGAGCGGCGGGCGGCGGCGCCCACGUCCCGGAGGCCGGCCCCGCGUGCGCCCACUGCCCUGCGCGGGCUGCCCGGCCUGGGCUGCGAGAUGGCGCGCGCACUACGCCGCCCCGCGGGCGUUUAUUCCCGAAUAGCCUGACGCGUGCUCGCGCCGCUGCGACACUGGCGAGUCGCUCCCCCGAGGCGUUCGGGCCACUUCCCUGGUCGGGCUGACCGGUCCCGGCUCCUGGCGCCGCUCCCGGUGCGUCCGCGGAGGGCCGGCGGCGCGGGUCCAGGGCGGCGCGGGCUCGCGUUCUCCUCCCGAGCAUCGCUUUCCCCGCAGCCCCGAGGGCGCCCCGACUCGAGCGGGAAGCAGUCCUGGGGACGUCACUGAUUCGCAGUGGGAGAGGAGUCGCGAACGAGUGAGAGGGUUUGUGGAAUGCAUUAAACUAUGAAGUUCACAUUUGGAAACUAAUACCUGUUGUUUUUAAACUGCAUCCUGUUUUUUAAAAAAACAAGGUUUCAGCAAUUUUUCUCAGUUGAACAAAGUUUUUAAAAUUGACAAACACUAGGUACAGGAAGGGGAUCCUUAACAGAUCAAGGGGCCACGUGGUGGCGCGCACCUGUGACUCCAGCACGAAGGAAGCUGAAGAAGCGUCACACAAGGCCAGC
Octodon degus (degu) is the source of this 893-nucleotide messenger RNA. RefSeq names its product atherin-like. The record is from RefSeq and is a predicted model, not a curated record. NCBI's taxonomy places the organism in Eukaryota, Metazoa, Chordata, Mammalia, Rodentia, Octodontidae. Bases 24 to 455 code for a protein of 143 amino acids. The transcript is spliced from 2 exons.